Molecule: messenger RNA, 676 nt
Organism: Setaria italica (foxtail millet)
Lineage: Eukaryota; Viridiplantae; Streptophyta; Magnoliopsida; Poales; Poaceae
Product: late embryogenesis abundant protein 6
Exons: 1
Coding region: 78-455 (125 amino acids)
Biological process (GO): embryo development ending in seed dormancy
Source: RefSeq, a predicted model, not a curated record
GGUGCAAGCAAGCUGAGAGCAAGCAAGUCUGUUCGAUCAGCAGCAGCAGCAGCAGCAGAGCAGAAGAUCAGAGCAGGAUGCAGGCUGUGAAGGAGAAGGUGAAGGACACGGUGAGCGCGGCGAAGGCCAAGGCCAAGGAGAAGCAGGCCAAGGCGGAGGAGAAGGCCGAGAUGGCGACGGCGAGGUCGCACGCGGAGAGGGAGCUGGCGCACGAGCGCGGCAAGGCCAGGGUGGCGGCCGCCAAGAUGGAGCUGCACCAGGAGAAGGCCCUCCACCGCGAGGAGGCCAUCCAGCACAGGCUCCGAAAGCACCACGGCGUCGGCCACCACCACGCCGGCUACGGCGGCGCACCUGCGGCUACUACUGUGCCACCCGCCGGGACCACCGCCAUGCCGCCGCCGGCUGCUGGACCGCUGCACCACCACCAGGCUCCGGCGGCCAAGCACUACUACUAGCUUGUUUGGGUCGCUCGCUUAACUUAAUAGUGUUUUUCUCUUCAUUAUCUAAAAAAAAUAAAGGAACUGUUGGUGGUGUGUUUCGUGUCUCUGUUGUAUAUUGCAGUGAGCGAGUGAUGUGCACUUGUUUCCCUUGUAUGUUGCUUGCUGGUGUGCUGGAAUCAGCUCGAGGUGAAAUGGUUCAGGCAUGCCAUGAUCAGAAAAAUUUGCAUACACAGUCA